AUGCGAGCAUUUGCUUCGGAUAAUUAUGCUGGAGUUUUACCUGAAAUAGUAUCUGCAUUAUCAAAAGAAGCUCUAUCAAAUUCACAUGCACGUGCUUAUGGUCAUGAUGAUAUUUCACAUGAAGUACGUCUUGUAAUUCAAGAAAUAUUUAAUUCUUCAUCAGAUGAUCCAUCACCUGAUGUUUAUUUUGUUUUUAAUGGUACUGGUGCUAAUAUACUUUCAAUUCUUUCUUGCACUCAUUCUUAUCAUGCUGUUCUUUGUGCGGAUAUUUCACAUAUAAUUUGUGAUGAAUCAACAUGUCCCGAAACAGUAGCUGGUGUACGAUUAAUAUCUAUACCAACUGAUGAAAAUGGAAAAAUAAAUAUUGAUAUAAUUGAAGAAAAAUUAGAUCGUAUUGGUGAUAUGCAUGCAGCUCAACCACGAAUGUUAACAAUAGCACAACCAACAGAAUAUGGAACUGUCUAUACAAUUAAUGAACUUAAACAAUUAUCAAAUUUAGCUAAAAAAUAUAAUUUAUAUUUUCACAUUGAUGGUGCACGAUUAUUUAAUGCUGCAUCAUCAUUAAAUUGUAAUCUACGUGAUAUAACAACAUUGGUUGGUGUUGAUAUUCUUUCAUUAGGUGGUACUAAAGCUGGUUUAAUGUAUGGUGAAGCUGUGAUUGUUUUUAAUCAAUCAUUAAUUCAAACUAAUGGUAAUACAAUUAGUCCAUUAAAAUAUCGUCAUAAACAAGUAAUGCAAUUAGCAUCUAAACAACGUUUUAUAGCUAUACAAUUUUUAACUUUAUUAAAAAAUGAUUUAUGGAAAAAAUCCAGUGAAUAUUCAAAUUCAAUGGCACAAUUAUUAAAAAAACGUCUUGAAUUAAUUUCGGAAAAAACUAAUAAACAAUUAAUACGUAUAACAAAACCUGUGGAAACAAAUGCUAUUUUUCUUGAAAUACCAAAAGAUUGGUAUGAACCAUUAUCAACAAUAUUUCCAUUUUAUAUGUGGAGAAUUAAAAAUUGUGAAGUUCGAUUAAUGUGUUCAUUUGAUACAACUGAAAAUGAUAUUGAUCAAUUUAUUAACAAAAUUAAUGAACUUAUUCAAAGUUAA
This is a messenger RNA of Rotaria sordida, 1089 nucleotides long. NCBI's taxonomy places the organism in Eukaryota, Metazoa, Rotifera, Eurotatoria, Philodinida, Philodinidae. The record is from the annotation of a GenBank genome assembly.